AUGGGCUGCGCCUUUACCAACCACGCCGUGCGCCUCGCUGCCGCCUCAAGCUCCGGCCCUCUGAAGCUCGUCGUGCUCGAGCGCUGCGAGGUGGCGUGCGCCGCCUCGGGCCGCGCCGGCGGCUUCCUCGCCCGCAAUUGGUGCUCCGGCCCGGCCGCCGUCCUAGCAGAGACCUCCUUCGACAUGCACGCUGCCUUUGCCGCCGACAUCGCCGCCUCUCGCCCGCCCGCAGAGGCCGACGCCCUCGGCUACCGCAGCCUGCCGACGUUCUUUGCCGCCUCUGCCGCAAGCCCCGUCGCCGCCCGCCAUCGCGGGCCCGAUGCCGACCACGACGCCGUCGCUUGGCUCGACCGCGACGCUGUCGCCUCCAUCGAGUGCCGCGAUGACGGCGCCACCACCGCCCAGAUCACUCCGCGCCCCUACACCCGCGCCCUGCUUGACGACGCCAUCCGCAGAGCAAACGCAGCGCCCGCCGUCGACGUCGAGCUCAUCGAGGGCGCCGCAGUCACCGGCCUGCUCUACUCCGCACAUGGCCUUGUCGCCGGUGUUACCUGGCAUCCGGCGAGUGACCCCAGCCAUGCCUGCGAGCUCGCUGCCGACGACGUCGUCCUCGCCAUGGGCCCGUGGACCGGCCGCGCCGACGACUGGCUACCCGAAGACGCCCGCGGCUUGCUCGACAUCGACGGCCAGCCGGCAUUCUCGCUGGUGCUAGACCCUCAGACGCACGUCGCCGCCGCCGCAGUCUUCCUCGACGCCAACACCGUCGACUGCGAGAUCUAUCCACGCCCGGACGGUUCUGUCUACGUGUGUUCCGGCAACGUGCCGACCUACGACCUGCCAGACUCUCCGCGCCAGCAGCUGGAGGACGUCGUCCGCGCCUCCUCCUCCGCCCUCGCGGCUGCGCCGCGGUCCUCCUCCCACGCCUGCUUCCUCCCCAUCCGCACCAGCAACGACGCCGUCCCGCUCAUCGGCCGCGUCAUCGACAACCAGCCGCUCUACGUCGCCGCCGGCCACUCCUGCUGGGGCAUCCUCAACUCGCAAGCCACCGGCCUAGCCCUUGCCGAGCUAGUCCUCACCGGCAAAGCCCGCACGCUAGAUCUGAGACCGUUUGCCCCGUCUCGAUGAGCAGCCGUCGAGUGACACACACACA
Messenger RNA from Thecamonas trahens ATCC 50062, 1150 nucleotides. RefSeq names its product D-amino acid oxidase. Gene Ontology annotation, molecular function: oxidoreductase activity. The record is from RefSeq and is a predicted model, not a curated record. Bases 1 to 1125 code for a protein of 374 amino acids. Gene Ontology annotation, cellular component: cytoplasm. Lineage: Eukaryota; Apusomonadida; Apusomonadidae. The transcript has 2 exons.